Messenger RNA from Boleophthalmus pectinirostris (great blue-spotted mudskipper), 2202 nucleotides. RefSeq names its product chloride channel K (gene clcnk). Gene Ontology annotation, molecular function: voltage-gated chloride channel activity. Bases 1 to 2043 code for a protein of 680 amino acids. Gene Ontology annotation, cellular component: membrane. Gene Ontology annotation, biological process: transmembrane transport; chloride transport. The record is from RefSeq and is a predicted model, not a curated record. The transcript has 19 exons. NCBI's taxonomy places the organism in Eukaryota, Metazoa, Chordata, Actinopteri, Gobiiformes, Gobiidae.
AUGUCUGAGAACAGAAUGGAGGAGACCACAGUGAAGGACAACAGCCCCCCACAGAGAGGACCUCACAGUGGGGACGCUGAGAGGCCCUUACUCACUCACAAGUGGAGAUCCUGCAGGACCACUCGAACCACAGUCAAAGUGUGUCUGUUGAAGCUGAAGGCAUGGAUGGAAACCCUGUGUGGUCUGGAGUGGUACUGCUUUGCUGCUCUGGGGGUCUUCACAGCUCUGCUCAGUGUUCUUAUAGACCUCAGUGUUGCCAAAAUCAUCACAGCACAUCAGCGGCUCUACCUGAAUCUGGAAGGCAGUGUCCUCCUCCAGUUCCUAUGCUGGACUCUUUACCCAGCAUGCCUCUGUGCUAUGGCCUCCUGGCUCUCUCAUUACGUCUGUCCUUUCUCCACAGGUUCAGGGAUCCCAGAAGUGCGCUCUCUGCUGGCGGGUUUUGAACUGCCCCAGUACCUGUCCGUAUCCAACAUGUUCACCAAGAGCCUGGGUCUGAUCUGUACCCUGUCCGCGGGCAACACACUUUUCCUCGCCAAAGUGGGCCCCUUUGUGCAUGUGUCCACUAUGAUGGGAGCGUAUCUGAGCCGCCUGUGUGUUCGUAUUCAAGGCCAAAAUAAGGCAGAUGUUGGUGAUCAGAUGAUGGUGGUGUCGACAGCGGUGGGCGUGGCCAGUUGUUUUGGAGCUCCCAUCAGUGGUGUUCUGUUCAGCAUUGAAGUGGCGUGCUCGUUCUUCCCUCUCAAACAUUACCUGCCCUGUUUCCUGGCUGCGUUCUGUGGGGCUCUGACCUUCAGGCUGUUUGCAGUCUGGACUGGAGAGGAAGAGACGGUACAGACUCUGUACAAGACAAACUUCUCCACAAAGUUGCCGUUCUACCCAUUGGAAAUCCCUCUCUUUGGCUUUCUUGGACUGUUGUGUGGAGCUGUGUGCUGUCUGUACCUCUCCUGCCAUCGUCAGCUCCUGCAUUUCACCAGAACUCAGCCCAUCUUGGUCAGAAUGCUAACGACAGAGAAAGUGCUGUACUCUGCUGUGGUGGGCUUCUUCCUGGCCUGUGUGACCUUCCCUCACUCUGUUGGACAGUUCAUGGCCUCUAAGUGCACAAUGAAGCAGCUCCUCACCUCUCUCCUUCAAGCUGAGUCAUGGCUGUCCCCAUCCCAAAAUGCAACAGUGCUGGAGUCGGCACCUUGUAUGGAGUGGACCUCUUCAAUGCUCCCUGUACCUCUGCCUCUGCUCAUCUUCCUGCUCCUCAAAUUGUGGAUGCUGCUGCUGGCCUGUACCCUGCCCAUACCAGCGGGAUACUUCAUGCCGGUCUUCAUUUAUGGGGCAGCAGGGGGAAGGCUGCUUGGAGAAAGUCUAGCCUAUGUGACAUCAGGUUUAAACUGGACUGCAGUGAAUCCAGGAGGCUACGCUCUGGCAGGUGCUGCAGCGUUCUCUGGAGCGUGCACUCAAAGUCUGUCUCCUGCCCUCUUGGCCCUGGAGCUGACAGGACAGCUCUCUCACAUCGGACCCAUCUUUGUCUCCACGCUCAUCGCCAACAUGGUGACUCGGGCGGGGAGGCGGCCAUCUUUUUACGAUAAUCUGACCAUUAGCAAGAGACUGCCUCACCUCCCCUCGCUAAAGAAGGUCUGUCCCAGCCUGGCGCACCUGCCUCUUGGACAGCUGCUGAGGGCCCCGUCAGUGCUGGUCCAGAAGGCAUCCGGACAGGCGGAGGUCCAGACUGCUGUCAGCACCAGCGCUCAGCCUCAUGUCCCUGUGGUGGAGUCUGACGAGACUCUGUAUUUAGUUGGAUACGUGACCCGCACCGAGCUGCUGGAGUUUAUCAACCAAGACCAGGUAAAGAAUCUGGGGAGAUGUGUGGAAGAGGUCUGCUGCGUUCACUGUCCCUCCGUCCUCUUGUCAUCUCACAGCACUCUUCAGCAGGCGUACAGAAUCUUGAGUGUGAGCAGAGAACAGACCAUGUUUGUGACUGACGCAGGAAAACUGAGAGGAGCUAUAACAUGGCCCGAGCUGAAGAGGAUGCUGGAGGACUUGGCCACAGACAUCUGAAGGCAGGAAAUGAAGAUGGUCCUCUGAUCAAACGUGGGCUGUUCUGAGUCUAAUUAUCGUGUAGUGUAGUACCAGCAGCACAUCCCUGUGAACAAAACAAACAAACCCCUCGUACCCCUUCAUCAUGACCUAUUGUCUUCUGUUGCUGUUGUAAUUAUC